AUGGGGCUUGCGGGCAGGCUCGACGCAGAGCGCUCAUACACAGCAUCCGGAGGGACUGUGGACACGGUCAUCGAGACGGAGAGCCAGUCGGACGUCGUCGAGCUGGACCUGACGUCCAAGUUUGUCGUAUCCGGGGAGCGCGGUCGCGGCGCGCCAGACAACCUUCAUGAGACGGUCAUGGAGCUCAUUCAGGCUGAUUUCACACCGCACGAGUCGAGGCAUUUGCAUGGCAAAGUGCGCUUCAUUCUGAAAGCUAGAAUUGAGGGAUAUGUGAGCAAGUAUCGCAUUCUGGUACCACGCUCGGCGGACGCAUAUAUCGUGGCAGGUAAGACUGGCCCUUCAUACGUGAGUACCUUCGCGGAGCGCGGGGCGCGGAGGCACAUGCGCGCGUACCUCACAAUUUAG
This is a messenger RNA of Peniophora sp. CBMAI 1063, 405 nucleotides long. Lineage: Eukaryota; Fungi; Basidiomycota; Agaricomycetes; Russulales; Peniophoraceae. The record is from the annotation of a GenBank genome assembly.